Molecule: messenger RNA, 1316 nt
Organism: Gasterosteus aculeatus aculeatus (three-spined stickleback)
Lineage: Eukaryota; Metazoa; Chordata; Actinopteri; Perciformes; Gasterosteidae
Gene: tmem144b
Product: transmembrane protein 144b
Biological process (GO): carbohydrate transmembrane transport
Cellular component (GO): membrane
Molecular function (GO): carbohydrate transmembrane transporter activity
Source: RefSeq, a predicted model, not a curated record
UGGCCGAGUGUCACUCCCCCCCCCACUGCUGACACCCUGGAGCUGCUUUUAACACUGUGCACCAGCCACCUUGCACAAAACAAACAUUUAUUUUAAUAUGCAUGACGCAAAAUGCCCACCUCUGCUUUUAUUUGUUACCACGCUGCUGGUGGUGAGCUGCCAUCGCGCUGAACCUUCUGCUGAUGAAGGUGUGAAACUGGGUGAAAAUGCCGGUGUUGGCGACUUGGAAACAUUUGAGUUCCGCAUCAACUCCACCAACAUGACUAAUCUGGGCUACGGAAUUGCUGCCAAUGUGGUUGCGUCACUGUUGUACGGAAGCAACUUGGUUCCAAUAAAAAGAAUAGAGACAGGCGAUGGUAUGUUCUUUCAGUGGGUGUACUGCGCAUCAAUAUGGGUCAUAUCUAUGGUUGCAGACUUGAUACUUCAGUCGCCCAAAUUUUACCCUUUUGUGAUGGUUGGAGGUGCCAUCUGGGCCACAGGGAACAUAGCGGCUGUUCCAGUUGUCAAAGCAAUUGGCCUCGGCCUUGGCAGCGUGCUUUGGGGCUCUUCAAGUUUGCUGAUCGGAUGGGCCAGUUCCAGGUUUGGCUGGUUUGGAAGUCCUGACGAUGUUCCCAGGCCGAUGUUAAAUUAUUGUGGAGCUGGCUUGUGUCUGUUCAGUGGUCUGCUGUUCUUCUUUGUGAAGGCGGACGUGGCGCUGCAUCCCAACUCUGAAUCGAUUCCAUUGCUUCUUGACAGAAGAUCAAAUUCCUGCAGCUAUGGUCAAAGUUCCUCAGAGUUCUGGAUGGACGUCGUCGGACUGAGAACCAGACGCUUCAUCGGCUGCCUGCUGGCUGUGAUGGCGGGCCUGAUGUUCGGGUCCUCCUUUGCGCCCAUCCUUUACAUUAAGAGCCAUUCCUCGUGCGGGGACAGCAUGUUCCAUGGAGCCAGCGACUAUGACCUCGACUAUAUUCAUGCGCAGUGCUCUGGCAUUUUUGUUGCGAGCACGGUGUACUUUGCCAUCUAUUGUGCUGUCAUGAAUAACAGGCCCAGGGUCUACUCCCGAGUCAUCCUACCAGGUCUAUUAUCUGGACUGAUGUGGUCAUUAGCCACAUACUGUUGGUUCCUGGCCAGUAACCACAUGAGUGCGGUCAUUACCUUUCCUGUUGUCCGAGCAGGAUACGGUCUGGUUUCAGCUCUGUGGGGCACCUUGGUGUUCAAAGAGAUUAAGGGGCUGCUCAACGGUUUAAUCUUCACCGUGGCCUUCUGUGCGGUGCUGGCCGGCUCCCUGCUGACUGUCCUGUCAAAGUUCUAAUAAAGCCGAAGACUCGUGAAACCAA